This is a messenger RNA of Suillus subalutaceus, 751 nucleotides long. RefSeq lists its product as uncharacterized. Gene Ontology annotation, cellular component: mediator complex. The coding region runs from base 85 to 528 and encodes 147 amino acids. The transcript has 6 exons. Lineage: Eukaryota; Fungi; Basidiomycota; Agaricomycetes; Boletales; Suillaceae. Gene Ontology annotation, biological process: regulation of transcription by RNA polymerase II. The record is from RefSeq and is a predicted model, not a curated record. Gene Ontology annotation, molecular function: transcription coregulator activity.
CACGAUCCAAACUGUCAAACGUACAACCAAGGACAAAGGACAUUCCGAUUCGCCACACAAGCUCCCUGCCCCUCCGGCAGCGCCAUGCUGCAGGAACUCUCGCACAUGGACCGUAUCACCCAACUUCAAGAUGAGAUCCAACGCCUCCUGACAAUCAUGUCAAGCACCAUCGCCUACCUCACCGCCAGGUCUACGUUCCUACAAGUCAGCGAGGAGAUACCCAUAACAAAGAUUCGCAAUACGGACAAGUACGAUCCCCCAGAAUUAUUCGAAGCAAACAAGAACGAGCUUGUUCAGGAUCUUAUCGUAAAGGCAAAACAAAUCGAAUAUCUCAUCCAGUCAUUACCCGUCCCUGAACCAGAACAACAGCAGGCAAAUCGACUUCAAGCACUGGAACAACAAAUGCAAGACGCAAAUGAAGAAUAUAUCCAAGCGGUUGACCGUGCCAAAAACCUCCAUCGAAAAAUAUCCGAAUUUCUGAGGACUAUGUUGGACAACGCAGAUGGUCCGGUUGAACCCGUUCGCUGAUUUAGACCCGUCUCAGCGGACCAUUUGCAUGAUACGACAGAGCCCAGACAGAUGUUGAACACUGUUCGGUCAAUAGUUCCCUCUCAUCGUCAUCCAAAAAGACGCUGUCAACAAAGACAUGAGCCACGGUGAUCAACAAAUGAUGCAACUAUAUCACGUCGUCAAUACACAUCAUGCGUUCCUACGCUACGUAAAUGUACAAAUUGCGAUCUUCUUCAUCCCG